UAUUGUUGUUGCUGUUGAGGCUGCGGAGACUCGGCAGCGGUGGGAGACGGACGGACGGGAAGGAAGGAAGGAAGAAAGAGAAAGAAAGAAAGAAAGGACGGAAGGAAGAAAGGAAGGAAAGAGGCUCGAUUCAGUUGAAGGCUUUACUUUAUUUUUUCAUUUAGUUUUUUUUUCCCGCAGCGGGUCGAUAGUGUCUCGGGGAGCAGCCAUGUCUGUGAAUAUGGACGAACUCAGGCACCAAGUGAUGAUCAACCAGUUUGUUUUGACGGCUGGUUGCGCCGCGGAUCAGGCGAAGCAGCUUCUACAAGCGGCCCACUGGCAGUUUGAGACGGCCCUAAGCUCUUUUUUCCAGGAGGCUAACAUCCCCGGUCACCCCCACCAGAUGAUGUGCACUCCCAGAAACACUCCGGCCACGCCCCCGAACUUCCCCGACGCCAUCACCAUGUUCUCCAAGCUGCGGGCGUCCGAGUGCAACCCGGGCGCGGGCCCCUCGCAGGUGUCCAUGGCCUGCUCCCCGCCGGCCCCCUCCUCCGCGUCCGGCUUCGGCUCCUUCUGGGCGUCCUCGCCGCCCAGCCACCAGCCGGCGUGGCUGCCCCCGUCGUCGCCCACCGGCCACCACAUCCACCACCACCACUACCACCACCACCACCACCACAUGCAACAGACUCCCAUGUGGCCCCCCGUCUCGCAGCCCAGCGGCUCCCAGCAGCCCCCUGUCGUGUCGGCGCUCCACGGCCAGAGAUGAGACUGAGCUGGGUUUUUUGGGGGACGGGGAGGGAUGGAGGGAGGAUGGGUGGCUGUAUCAAGUGUAGCCAAACAAAUCUGUUUCAGGGGGAGGGAGGGGGGAGAGGAUGGGGGGGGGGCUAGAUUCUGCUGUUUUUCUUCUUCUUGUUUUUCUGAACUGAAGACGAGCGGUUUGGCUCGUCGGAGCCGAGGAGGAACCUGGAGGGGGCGGGGCGAGGAAUGGGGCGGGGCCGGGCGGGGCGGGGUGGGGGGGUCACUGACGAACUGAACACAGCAGGACUCUCAGAGCCCCCCCCCCCCCCCUCCUAAAAAAACAAAAAUAAAUAAAAACACACACAAUGCAGAAACUUUUUUCUUCAUCACCGAUGCAACCAAGUCCAGGACCCCACGGAGCACUUACUGAGGAGAGCAGCCAUGUGAUCUGUCGAAGUGCUCUGUGAUCAGUUAUCAUUUUUCUUUCUUUUUCUUUUUUUUGUUUUUUUAAAGACGUAAUCCGACAGGAAGUCAGCAAUAACCAGCAGACAAACAAAGGAAGAGAGGAGCUCGGAUCGACAAAAAAAAAAAAAAAAAACGUUGUGAAUGGAAAGGCCUCGGAAAGUGAUUGGAGAGUGUGUGUGUGUGUGUGUGUGUGUGUUUGUGUGUGUGCGUGUGCUUGUGUGUGUGCGUGUGCAGGAUUGGAUCGGAUUACUAGAGGCACAGCCGUGGAAGUUCGGUUUCAUUUACCGACUGCGAAAAGGCGACAAACGGGGUGAAACUGAACCGCGACUGGGCUUCUGUGUGGAAGAAGACCUCAGGUUGUGCUUUUCAUUAUGAAUCAGAGGGACGAUGCAAACAAAGAUGGCGGCAGGAAGUGACAAACAGCUGGAUUAGAAAACUACAUAGAUGAGUUCUCCAGUUCCAGACGCCGUUGAUCCUAAACUGUGUGUUUCAGUAGAUUAGAUAAAAGAAGACAUUUGGUCAGUCCGUCAUUUUAACACGCAAUCAACAAAUUUCUACACACGUCAAGACGACGCAGUCAAUCUUCCAGAAUUUCUCAGGGUUUUAUCGAAUCAUUUCACGUGAACGUUUGACUCAAAACACCAGACCGAUCAGAUUAAGUCCCGGUUUCCUGGAUUCGAGGUUUCGGAUUCGUUUUUUUUUUUCCUGCAGAUAAACAUCAGAGACUGUAACGUUCCAGCAACCGUCGAUUCUUUUUUUUAACUGUGUGUCACGCUCGUGGCCGCCAUCUUUGUUUGGCUCAGGGAACAACGUGGCGCGGCACAUGUCAUUUAUUAUUGUUUCACCCGGAUGAUUCGCUUUGAGGGAAUACUUGUUAAAACAUCAGCGGGUGUCGGUGAGCGGUGGGAGGUGAGGAGUCCGUGCCGGGGGAAGAAAGACGACGUGUAGAGUUUGCAAUAAUUUGAGCUGCCACAUUUAUAAGAGGAGGACGAGGACGUAAGGUUUUUUUUUUGUUUUUUCUGGCACAAAUAAUAAAGAAAAAAGAACUCCUGUAAAUAAAAAGCCAAAAGAUUUCUGCUGAUGAACUUUAACAGUUUUUUCCUUUUUUUUCUCUUUUCCGUCUUUUUGACCUCCGCCAUCUUUCUCUCCGCGAAAGAGGUUCGGAGUCCGACUCAGUGAAUUUCCACACGACCUUUCAGACGCUCAACCACUCCUACCUCCGCCGGUCUGAAUGGGAGAGGCCGCGUGUGCGUGUGUGUGCGCGCGCGCGCGCGUCUGUGUUUUUUGUUUGUGUUUCGUGUGCGCUCUGAAUGUAUUCUGCUGCAGACGCACACAGGAUCAGCCAGUUUAAACAGCGAUGAGGGGGAGUGCACCGCAGAGCUGGUUGGACGGGUGGGAAAGUGUUUCAACCCGACACAUGAAUUCAGUCCAGUUUUUCUUUUAGCUGUGACGUUUUUUAAAAAAAAUAAAUCCACGGUAGAUUAGCGUCUACUUCUAAUUGUCAAAAAGUCCCAGUUUGGGAGGAAGAGCGAGGAGCUCUUGUCUGAAUCGGGGGAGUCGGGGGUUCGGAGGCCGAGGGCAGCGUCACUCAGACAAUCAGCUGCUUCUCGGUGACUUUGCAGAUUCGCUGUUAAAUAAUCUGUGAUUUAAAGGAAAAAUCUGCCCUGAAAAGCUUCAAAGCUGCUUUGUUUUUGUUUGAUUUUUUUAAGCAGCAGAGCAGAGAACACAGACAUGUUCGGCUUUGACUAAAAGAGGAAAAAAAGAGAUGAAUACUUGGCAUGUUUGUGUUGCGGGAGAUUUUUCAGAUUAAAUCCAUCACGCUGCGACGUCUCCCCUCGGUUUGACGCGUUUUCACAGAAACACCUAAGCUCGGCCGGUCUGGCUCUUUCCAGACCUUUUCCUCAAAGACCUGAGCUCUGACACCGCUCUCUGACCCGAGGGCGGAUUUUUCUCCCUUUUCUGGACGAGUUGAGGCAAAUGCGGCGCGCCUGAAAUCUCAACUCCUGCCUGGUUUGUUGUUGGUGACGGGGUGUGUGUGUUGAUUACUGUAGCGCAGAGUGUGUGUGUGUGUGUGUGUUGGAAGUUGGGGUUGGGGUUGGGGUUGGGGGGGGUGGCUGUGCGUCCUGAAUGAACCGCAGGGUUUGGAGUUUUCCUACGAGCUUCCUGCAGCGUGGAUUACGAGCUUAGCGCCAAGCUGCUCCGGAGGCCGAUCGCGUUCUUUUUCUUUUUAGCUCCACUUUUUUUUUUUUUUCCCUUUCUUUUGAAAUUUCUAACCACGUUUUUAAAGUCCAGCCGAUGCGUCCGACCACUUUGAGGAGUUUUCUAACUGGGCGAGGUUUUCUUAAAGACAAAUUUACCUCCCUUUUUUUUUUUUUUUUAGCUCUUUCACUUGGAUGACAGUGUACUUUCUCAUGGACCCUCAGAUAUUCACUCUGUUCUAAUCCAUGGCUCUUUUGUAGAGAUUUCUUUGUGUUCAUUUCCUUUGUUGAAAUUUGUAUUUAUAUGUUUAAUAAAACAAGUUAUGAUCUGC
This is a messenger RNA of Mugil cephalus (flathead mullet), 3712 nucleotides long. RefSeq names its product UBA-like domain containing 2 (gene ubald2). The transcript is spliced from 3 exons. The record is from RefSeq and is a predicted model, not a curated record. The coding region runs from base 209 to 745 and encodes 178 amino acids. Gene Ontology annotation, molecular function: protein binding. Lineage: Eukaryota; Metazoa; Chordata; Actinopteri; Mugiliformes; Mugilidae.